Messenger RNA from Triticum aestivum (bread wheat), 767 nucleotides. RefSeq lists its product as uncharacterized. The coding region runs from base 196 to 690 and encodes 164 amino acids. Gene Ontology annotation, molecular function: zinc ion binding. Lineage: Eukaryota; Viridiplantae; Streptophyta; Magnoliopsida; Poales; Poaceae. The transcript has 2 exons. The record is from RefSeq and is a predicted model, not a curated record.
GGUCAGGUGAACGAGACCCACAGCGUGGGACCCACUAACUUAUCCAGGUCAGCAUUGGUACAAGAGGACACCGAGCCUUGCCCCGAGCCGUGCAGCACCCGAGCCCAUCCUCCCCCCUCCCCCCUCCCCGACCGUUGUUGUUCUUCUUCUCCGACGGCGACGCGUAGCAACGCCGUUUCGGGCCGCGACCUAGCAAUGUCGAGCUCCGCUUCAGCCUCCCGCCGCUCAUGGCCGCGCUAUGGCGCAGUCCCCAUGACAAGGUGCCCUGCAUGCCCACGUAUCUCACCCCUGAAGCAGCUAGUCACAACGACCGACAAGAAUGGCAACCUUGGGCGGGAAUUCGUGAAAUGCGAGAGCAAACCAGAGCAGGGAAAGAAAUUGAAGCAAUGCACCCAUUUUGAGUGGCUAGAUGAGUACAUAGAGCGGAUUCAACUGGAGGGUGUAUCAAGGGAGCUCGAUUUACCGUUGGAGGCGGAGAAGUUGGGCGUUUGGAUCGGGCGCGUCUGGAUCUGCCCAUUUCAUUGGGGCUACUGUGGGGGAUGCAGGAGUGACGGCAGAGCUGAAGAAGCUGAACAAGCAGAUGAAGAAACUCAUCGAAUUGCAGAAGCAGGGCAAUUUGAUGGGGCUGAUGGCCGGACUUUUUUAUGUUUGUGUAAUUGCUCUCGCAUUUGUUUAUGUGAUGAUAAUUAGUCAUAAGUGAAUAGAUUGGGCAUCAUUUGUAAUCGUAAUGAUAUGUAUAUUUGAAUAAAAGUGUUGCGCUGUACGAA